AUGCCCGUCCGCCCCUCUCUAGAAGGAUCGACCUUCGACGCUGACCUUCGCGACCGUCACCUGAUAUACGACUACGACGCUCAAAACAGCGCCGGGCAACCCGAGAAAUGGCGAUAUGAGAUGUGGUUCCAAAACGAAGACCGCAUCAACUAUGCAAUCCACGGCGGGCCAAUGGCAGGUCGCAUCAACUUCCAAGCUGCGGAAUAUCAAUGCAUCCGGCCAGGCGAGCUAUGGCAAUGCAACUGGCUUGAAGAGACAGGCACAAUGUGCUCGCUCGUCUUCGACAUCCCUCGGCAAAAGAUCACCACAAUGCUGGGGUUUUCCAAGGGUCACUGGGAGAAGGCAGGGGAUGCGCAUGGUGACAAGAGGAAUCCGGCGGAUCUGGAGAGGUGGAGAGGCCUCGCGAAGAUUGGCAUCCAGACGGAGAGAGUGCUUUUGAGUGAGCAGGCGGAUAUUUUGGAGGAUUUCCGGGGGCCGGGAGAUUUGAAGCCUGUUGAUAAUAGUUGGCCGACUUUGUGA
Penicillium subrubescens is the source of this 519-nucleotide messenger RNA. RefSeq lists its product as uncharacterized. The coding region runs from base 1 to 519 and encodes 172 amino acids. Gene Ontology annotation, molecular function: carboxy-lyase activity. NCBI's taxonomy places the organism in Eukaryota, Fungi, Ascomycota, Eurotiomycetes, Eurotiales, Aspergillaceae. The transcript has a single exon. The record is from RefSeq and is a predicted model, not a curated record.